AUGACAAUAAAUAGAAGUAAUUUAACAUCACAUCUGAGAACACAUACUGGAGAGAAACCUUAUACAUGUGAUGUUUGUAAUAAGUCAUUUAGUCAUAAAGGUAAUUUAACAUCACAUCUGAGAACACAUACUGGAGAGAAACCUUAUACAUGUAAUUUAACAUCACAUCUGAGAACACAUACUGGAGAGAAACCUUAUACAUGUGAUGUUUGUAAUAAGUCAUUUAGUCAUAAUGGUAAUUUAACAUCACAUCUGAGAACACAUACUGGAGAGAAACCUUAUACAUGUGAUGUUUGUAAUAAGUCAUUUAGUUUAAAAGGUAAUUUAACAUCACAUCUGAGAACACAUACUGGAGAGAAACCUUAUACAUGUGAUGUUUGUAAUAAGUCAUUUAGUUUAAAAGGUAAUUUAACAUCACAUCUGAGAACACAUACUGGAGAGAAACCUUAUACAUGUGAUGUUUGUAAUAAGUCAUUUAGUCAUAAUUGUAAUUUAACAUCACAUCUGAGAACACAUACUGGAGAGAAACCUUAUACAUGUGAUGUUUGCAAUAAGUCAUUUAGUUUAAAAGGUAAUUUAACAUCACAUCUGAGAACACAUACUGGAGAGAAACCUUAUACAUGUGAUGUUUGUAAUAAGUCAUUUAGUCAUAAUUGUAAUUUAACAUCACAUCUGAGAACACAUACUGGAGAGAAACCUUGUCAUAUGAUGUUUGUAAUAAGUCAUUUAGUUUAA
Messenger RNA from Lottia gigantea (owl limpet), 735 nucleotides. RefSeq lists its product as hypothetical. The record is from RefSeq and is a predicted model, not a curated record. The transcript is spliced from 3 exons. Bases 1 to 735 code for a protein of 244 amino acids. Gene Ontology annotation, molecular function: DNA-binding transcription factor activity, RNA polymerase II-specific; RNA polymerase II cis-regulatory region sequence-specific DNA binding. Lineage: Eukaryota; Metazoa; Mollusca; Gastropoda; Lottiidae. Gene Ontology annotation, cellular component: transcription regulator complex; PcG protein complex. Gene Ontology annotation, biological process: regulation of transcription by RNA polymerase II.